GGCGGAUAUUUGUCGGUUUAGCUGGACGUUUCUGUACGCACGGUGUACCGGUGUGUCGUGUGAUAGUUCACUAAGGGGGGUAAAGGUGAAAAUUCCAUACUUGAAGCUAAGACGGUCCCUGGAGUAGGACGACAAGAAGAAAAAAAACCGUUGCGAUCAGCGUAUUAGUUAUCGCUAGAUCGUCCCAAAAUAUUGAUCUUGAUCCUCGUAUCCGCAUGCGAGAGCUAAAGUGAGCCCCACAGUGCAGGCGGAAGGAAUUUCGGUCUGCGGUGGAUUUUCGCCAAUUUCGUUGCGUGUUGCGGCAGUGAGUGGUCGCUAAAGAAUUUCGCUACGCCACGCUGCCUUCCCAUUUCCCAAAAGGGCGGACAUCAGAGGGAGCCGGUUUGGUGCGGGACGGUGUUGAGCGUGGUAUAAUUAAUCGUAGCAUUUGAAAUACUUGUGCGCUUUUGCUUCGUGAAUUCUAGUGCUUUCGUGUCGCGCCGUGGGUUGCCACGUCGGUUGUGUGUGCGUGUGCGUGUGUUUAGGCGUGUUAAGUGACUUUAAUCGAAACCGAAACCGGGUGCCGGGUGCGUGCGGCUUCAACUUCAACACAAAACGGCAGACAAAAUGUCGGACCUGGACGAUAUGAGCAACUUCGAUGCGUGGUUGGAGAAGGACUUUCUCAGCAAAAUCAACCGCCUCGAGACGGAGCUCGAGGAUCUGAAGGAUAAGAAAAACAAUCUCGACAAGGAUCUGAAGAAAAAGACGAUCGAGUGUGAUAUCCUGCGGGCGAAGGUCGGGAAGCUCGAGCAGGUGCCCUCGAACAAUGCGGCCUCUAACGAAAAGAUCGAAAUCCUCGAGAAGGAGCUGAAGCGCAAGACGAUGGAGCUGGACAUACUGCGCUCGAAGCUGUCGCAGGCCGAAACGAACCCACAGGCCUCGCUCGACCUGACCGAGCGUGUGAAGCAGCUCGAGAAGGAGCUGAAGAAGCGCAUCAUCGAGAACGGUAUACUGCGGGGCAAGCUGACGGAGGUCGAGAGUGAGCCGCAGACACCGGAAGCGCAGGAGAAGCUCGACGAGCUGGUGCGCGGCCUGCAGCGCACCGAGAGUGUGGUGCUGCGCGAGAAGGUGAAGGAGCUGGAGGGUGACUCGGAAGCGUCCGAGCGCAACGGUGAGCUGGAGCGCGAGCUGAAGAAGAAGAACAUUGAGAGCGAUAUACUGCGCUCGAAGCUGAAGCAGUUCGAAAACACGCCCUCGAACGCACAGGAAGCCAACGAGCGGAUGCGCGAUCUGGAGAAGCAGGUCAAGAAGUACCAGAUCGAGGCGGACAUUCUGCGGGCGAAGGUGAGCCAGCUGGAGAGCGAUGCGGCGACGCGUGAGGACGAAGAAUCGACCGAGCGGAUCGAGGAGCUGGAGAAGGGGCUGAAGAAAAGCACCACCGAGGGCAACAUGCUGCGGGCAAAGAUGCAAAUGUUUGAGAAGGAGUCGACGGCAACGCAGGACUCGAACAGCGAGCAGAUCGAGGAGCUGCGCAAGGGGCUGAAGAAGAGCACGACCGAGAGCCAAAUACUGCGCUCGAAGCUGACCGAGAUGGAGAGCAAACAGGUGCACAGCGGGGCGAGCAGCUACAAGAUCGAAACGCUCGAGCAGGAGCUCAAGAAGAAAAACAUCGAGAACGACAUCCUGCGGUCGAAGGUGGAGCAGCUGGAGCGCGUACCGCUGGCGGACAGCCCGGCCAACGAGAAGAUCGAGGAGCUGCAGAAGGAAAUCCGCAAUCUGAAGAUCCAGAACGACAUUCUCAAAUCGAAGCUGAACCAGGCGGAGGACGAACCGACCACCACGCAGGAAUCGACCGAUCGCAUCAGCGAGCUGGAGAACGAGCUGAAGAAGCGCAUGAUCGAGAGCGACAUCCUGCGGGCGAAGGUGACUCAACUGGAGUGCGAGCUGUCUCCGACCAAGAACUCGAACGAGCGGAUAGAGGAUCUGGAGAGCGAGCUGAAGAAGAAGACGCUCGAGAACGACAUCCUCAAGUCGAAGGUGAGCCAGCUGGAGGGCGAAGUGAUUGCGCACUCCGGUGGCAGCAAGGCGGACCCGAACGAGAUCAAGAAGCUGAAGGAAAAGCACGAGGAGGUGAUGAACAAGGCUAAGGAGCUGUUGUUCGAGCGCACCAAGACGGUCAAGACGCAGGACAUGCAGAUCCGGGCGCUGCAGAAUCAGAUAGAAAACAUCAAGGAGGUGGUGGCAGUCACCAAGGACAUGCUGAACAUCCGGAACAUGGAGCACGAGCAGCUGCAGACGCGGUUCGAGAACAUUGACUGCAAGAUGAAGGCAGAGCGGGAGCGGCAGACGCUGCUCGAGAAGAAGCUGAGCGUCUCGCAAAAGAUGUACAAUGAUCUGCGGGAAGAGUACACGACACAGCUCGAGCUCUUCAAGUAGUACUAGCAGCACUAAUACUAAUACUACACACCAUUACAACAAUCACUACACCAUCUCUACCCAAACGGCACACAAGACGCUGCAGUUCAUACGCACGCGUGCGCGGUGCAUCUUUUAGGAGGAAAUUCAAUUUUGGUUAAUGCACUUCAGGUGUGGAAUGCAACUGAAGUGUGUGUAUUUUACGCCAUUUUUUCAGUACCGUAUCGAAUGCUUUCUUUGGCAUAUUGCCGGUGUCUGCGUCAUCCUUUAAUUUUGAACUGUUAAAAUGCUGAGAGCGAUCAACGAUCUUGCUUUAAGAAUAGUCACUAAUUUGAUUGAUAUUUUGUAUACUGUCUCGGAAAAGCACAUUAAGUUUAAUGCAAAUUUAUACAUAUAUGUUAUUUAAAAAAAGUCAAAAACCCUAUUGUUUGUCUCCUGCUUCUUCUUCUAUUUGGCGGACAUGCCGCCGGCCUAUAUAGGCGGCAUUCGAGAAUUAAUUCAUUACCACACGCAGCCGGAUAAAAUCAAGUCCUUGUUACGGCGAGACGGUCCAUUCUAGGCUUGAACCCAUGAGACGGGGAUGUUAUUGAGUCGUUCGAGUUGAGGACUGUACCACGGGACACGCCCCUGUUAUUUGUACACUGUUGUAAAUGACAUGUUGUAAAUUUAUUUGUUCAUUAUUGUGCUAUUUAUUGAGUUCGUUUCAUUAUGUGUGUAUUGCAUUAGUGUAUCUCUUGUCCAUCUUGUUGCUCUAUUUAUCGUUUAAGGUUUCCCAAUCUAUGUAGAAAAGAGGGGUUUGGGUUACAUACCGUCGAUUCAUUGUUGUACCAUAAUCAUUCACACAUGAUUCAUCAAAUUAUAACUAAACGAAACAUAACAGAUAAAGCAUUAGAAAAUACGCUUGCUUCCGUCUAUCGUAGCACGGAAUCGUAGUCCUUCCUUUUCAAGCUAUUACCCACACAGUUGUUCAUGUAGCAUUUACGAACUUUAUAUUUGAUAAUAAUUUAAAAAGAAUCUGAUCCAAAAACCCAAAAUUAUUACGACCAAAGCCAAAUGCCAACAGCGAAUGAAACUCGAAACCCCGAAUGGAAAAAAACAUACCCGCUUUUUUAAGAAGAUCA
Messenger RNA from Anopheles merus, 3515 nucleotides. RefSeq names its product restin homolog. The record is from RefSeq and is a predicted model, not a curated record. The coding region runs from base 607 to 2415 and encodes 602 amino acids. The transcript has 2 exons. Lineage: Eukaryota; Metazoa; Arthropoda; Insecta; Diptera; Culicidae.